Oncorhynchus masou masou (cherry salmon) is the source of this 3004-nucleotide messenger RNA. RefSeq lists its product as uncharacterized. Gene Ontology annotation, cellular component: membrane. Lineage: Eukaryota; Metazoa; Chordata; Actinopteri; Salmoniformes; Salmonidae. Gene Ontology annotation, biological process: protein import; intracellular protein transport; protein targeting. The coding region runs from base 716 to 3004 and encodes 762 amino acids. The transcript is spliced from 5 exons. Gene Ontology annotation, molecular function: ATP binding. The record is from RefSeq and is a predicted model, not a curated record.
GGUGUUUUUAGUCCUUAUUGUCACCUUCUCAGAGCGCUGACUGAACACAGAGAAGAGGGAAGGCAGAGGAAAAGUUUGACAUGUUUAUGUCCCAAAAAUGAUGCGUGCGGAGACUGCGGGGAGCUACACAAAUUUAGAUAGUUCAUGUUUCCUAUAAGAGAAUUUUUGUUUUUGUUUUGUUCUCUGCAAAUUCAAAAUAAUCCCGUCGAUAACCACGAUUCUGAAUAAUGGGGGCUUCAGUGCCUAUAAGGAACCAAACCCCUUACACUUGGCACUACGAACUUGUCGGAGACGGAGGUGUCAGUGGCAGUGGAAUGUUGCAUGGCAGGGGUAGUAGUGUAAAAGAAAACCUCAACUCUAGGAGGAUUCAUUGCUACCUAAAGUUAAGAUAUGACAAUCACAGUUAGAACUCCUUCUCAUAUGAGUUCAACAGUCACAAGCAGAACGGGAGUCAAACAUUCACUAUUAUAGAAACCAGUGGCCGUUCACUCAUUCAGCUGUUGUGCGACACAGAGUCUAAUAGUCCAACUUGUCCAAACUAUGGUAAGUAAAUUCUUACAAAUCUGCUGAGCUACAUUAUCAUGUUCAAAAUGUUCCUUUUGGAAAUAAACCAUAUACCCUCAAUAAAUCGUAUAUCAGCAACUAGUAUUUGCAACUGACAGCAGGAGGAGAUGGAUGAAGACAGGAGGAGCAACGAAGGCGACAGCAGGAGGAGAUGGAGCGGCGAAGACAGGAGGAGCAACGAAGGCGACAGCAGGAGGAGAUGGAGCGGCGAAGACAGGAGGAGCAACGAAGACAACAGCAGGAGGAGAGGAGGCACCAGGAGCAACUGGAGAGGGAGAGGACGAUCCAGCAAGAAAUCGAAAGGGAGAGCGAACUUUCGGGUAAGAAGGUGUCAAAGGGACGAAAAAAGCUGAGACAGAAGCUGAGACUAAAAGGACAACAGCGCCAUCACCAGCGUACACAGGUACUACACCAGAUGAUAGAAGAUGACGCUGCAGCAAUCAGAAGGGAUGAGCCAGGGGACUUGAAAAAUAACUUUGAAGAUCUUCUGAAGAAAUACGAGAUCACUGAAGACAAAGGCAGGCAGGAGGACAAACUUGAAAACCGAAUGAAAAAUCUUCAGAAUGAACUAACCCUUAAAUACUUUGGAGAGCCUCAACUGUCGAUCUGGUGUCAGUUGACCAUAGAUCGUGCUAUCAGCCAAGGAGAGCAAUCGCUCACUGAGCAGUUUAGCAUCCUCACGGCUGUGACAGAGCUAACGUUGACCAACGGCUCGGACACAGACAGUAAAGAGGACCAACUACUUGACUGGGACCAGAAGUAUGACUUUCUCAUCCGUCUUCUUGAACAGCUGUACAGCACAAAUCCCACAGUGGCCCAACAACUUGUUCUGAGCAUUCUUGAUGUGUUCUCAGAGGUGUCAGAGAUAAAUAAGGGUCUCCUUAGUCAAAUUCUCUUCAACAUGAUCUGGACACCAUCAGAAAUUCUGCUCUUUUUGCGAGGUGUUUCAGGCAUAAACCAAGAGUUAGCAACCACAAUCCUUCAUACUGUGAGGACAAACAAGCUGGAUCUUCUCUCUACUCUCUCUGCCCUGAAAGAUAAAGACCCUGUCAACUCUCUACAAUGGUAUGCUGAGGCAGAAGGGGACAAGGAUGCCGACACCAUUGUGAAUGAAAUGCAAAAUGAAAUGUACCCAGAGAAAAUAUUGUCCAUAAUGAAGGAAAUUCUAGGAUAUAUGACAGAGGAACUUCCAAAACAUGCAAAGGAGGACUUGGAUCAGGUAAAGAUAGAGGAAGCAAAGCAGAUGAUCAAGUUACUGGAUUUUACUAACCAUGACCUUGCUGUUCUCAAGGAGGUCCUAAUAAGGAUGUCUAUUGCUGUGCAAGACUGCUCAACCAUUUACACUCAAAACGGUAAGAACAUAGAAGGCUACUUUCCUAGCAUCACUCCGCUGGAAUCACUGCUCACUGCUGAGAAAAUAGAAGGCUACUUUCCCCGACUCACUCAGUUGGCAUCACUGCUCAUGCUCCUUCUACCAAAGUUAACAGGGAAAAAAGGUAUCCUUCUGGAAAUCGGCACAGGUGAAGGAAAAUCUUGCAUCUUGGCUAUGUUUGCCACCAUCCAGGCCAUCCGUGGCACUAAGGUUGACGUUGUGACCAGUUCUCCAGUCCUUGCUCGCCGAGACCAAGAGGAGUGGAAGAAACUGUAUGACAUGUUUGGUGUCACUUCUUCUGUUGUGCCACCACCACAGAUACAGGGAAGCUCCCCUGAAAGCAGGGAUAGUAUGCUACAGGAGGCUUACAGGAAACAAUUAGUUUACGGAACCGUUGGCAGCUUUGCAGCAGACGCUUUGAGGCAGGAAUUCGAGAAGGACACCACACGUGGGGAGAGGAGGUUCGACAUGGUGAUUGUGGAUGAAGUGGACUACAUGACCUUGGACAAUGGAGUUCAGGUGACGUUUCUAUCCCACGAGGCAAGUGGCCUGAGGCACCUCGGACAAGUCCUUGCUAGCAUAUGGGCCAUGGUAUCUAUGUGUCAGCCAAUUGAGAUGGAAGAUACUGGAGAGAUUGAGUGGGCAACUGGAAUCCAGCAUUUUCACAAGGCUGCUAAGUUAGCUGUUAUCGGUCCAGCGACAUCUAAAGAAUUCUCUGAAUUUCACAUUUUGGAAGCCGGAGUGGAGUUGGGUAUCUAUUCAGAUGAAGAUUUUGAUAUGUUCAUGCAUGCUCUAGAGAACACAGAGAAAGACGAUACAACGGAGAACAGGAGAACUGUUGAUACAUUCAUGGCCAAAGUUGGAAUUACUCAACAGUGUGAUCUGCUCACCAUCAUGGAGAAAGCACUGGAGAAUGAUGUGGCCAUUGACUGUCACUCUGUGACAAACAAUAAAGCCGUGCUGGUUGAGGAGAAAAAGUUGCACAACAACCCUGAUAUCCUGGAAAUCAAAAUGCUUCUCCUCGAGAAUGGACGAGCCAGCUGGCAACCACUCCUUUGUCCAAUGUGA